AUGAUUUGUGAAGCUCCCAGCAACGAUAAGGAUGUAGGGUUAAGAUAUGAAGGGGGUGUUUAUGAUACAAUUAGACAAGACUCUGAUUGUUGGUCAAACUUUAAAGCAUGUGACUUAAUUAAGGGGAUGGAUUCUUCGUUUAAAAUUGAAGAUGUGAAAAUGUGGUGGAAGGAUGAACAUGGUUGUCUUGAAAAUGAUCUAAAACUCUUUGUUAAUGAUGAGGAUGCAACAAUGUUAGCUCUAUGUGUUGAUAAGACUAAGUGUGAUGUUGAGAUAUAUACAGAGGCAAGAUUAUCAAGUGGUGAUAAGACUUAUAUGGAGAGGUUACUAGAGAAAGAAAAAGACCAUGAUUGUGUUGAGGAAAAUGAAGAUGAUAAGGAUAAUGAAUCAUUUGAAGAUUAUUUGAAUGGUAUACACUUCGAAGAUAGUGAAGAGGAGAGAAUGCACGAUUUUGAUGAUGACAUAGGUGAAGGGUUAAACAAUAGAGUGGAAAAUGAUGUUGGUACAGGUCAUGUGCAUAAUGGUGUUGGUACAACUCCAACUACUGCACAAAAUGAAGCUCCAGCUACUGCACAAAAUAAAGAAACACAUGCACCACCUGAAGUGACCCCUGCUCAACAUGAAGAAACCCUUGCACAUACUGAAGUGACCCCUGAACAACCUGGAGAAAACCCUGCACAACCUGAGGUAAACCUUACACAAUCUUCUGUAAGCUUUGUUGAGGCAAUGAAAAUGUAUUGCGGUAUAGAUCCUGAUGAAUUAGAAGCAUUGUUGAAUGAUGAUUACAUACUAGAUGUUGAAUCACUUUGUGUUGGUACUAGUCCUGCAAAGUCAAAUAGGCAUGGUCCUAAAAUCUAUGUUGGUCCAAUUCCUAAGGUACCCAAACCUGUUGUCAAAACCUUCAUUGGUCAAAGACCAAAGGUGUCUAAGACUACUGUCAAAUCAGUGCCAACUGAAGCCAACAAGCCAAGUAUAAGUGAUCUUGUGAAAAUAAUGAUAUCACCAAGUAAAAAGUCUAAGAUUGUUGCAUCUCUAAAAAUAAAGAGUGACAGACUUAGGACUUUGAAGACAGAGGAUAUAAUGGGACCUGGGAAGGAUCCAAAGGAUCCAUUUGUAAUUCCUGAAGAAAACUCAAGUGUUGGAAGUGCUAGGGGAAGAAGAAUUGAGAUGAUAUCCAGAAGAGCAUGA
This is a messenger RNA of Vicia faba (fava bean), 1188 nucleotides long. The record is from the annotation of a GenBank genome assembly. NCBI's taxonomy places the organism in Eukaryota, Viridiplantae, Streptophyta, Magnoliopsida, Fabales, Fabaceae.